AUGUUAGUCGUUUCGAAUGCAUAUCAAGAAUUAAAAACAAUAAUUUUGACUAGUGCUUUAUAUACUAAGGUAUUCCAAAAAUUAUCUAUUUAUGAAAGUUAUGUAAAAGAUUUAUCGAUUCAAACACGUUUACUUUUACAAAGUCUUGAAGACCUCGAAAAAGAAGCUAAUCAACGUGUAACAUUACUUGAAAAUAAACUGAAAAAAGCCAAUGCAUCAUUACAACAUUAUCAUUCAUUAUCCGAUUUAAAUAACACAACUGGGAAUAUUGAUACAGAAAAAUGGAAAUUAGUUCAUGAGACUCUUGAUCUUAAACAAGAUCUUGAUUGUUUAACAUCAUUUAUAAAUAUAGCUAAACGUACAGGGAAAUGGGAUACAAAACGACUUCAAUUAAAAACUCUUCCACUUGAUCGUAUUAUUGGUAUAACAAACGAUAAUAUUCAAAUAUCAAAUCCAUUACAUAAAGAAAUUCAAUAUCGUGAUGAACGUAUACAAGUUUUACAAGCUGAAAUUGAACAGCUUAGAAAAAUGCAAAAUGAUUUAUUGAAACAAACAUUAAAUCUCAAUUCAUUGACAAGUGAAAAUGAAUUAAAAGGACAGAAUAUUAUUCUUACAAAAAAAGUUGAUGAUUUUCGAUCAAAAUUUGCGGAAGAAUGUCAAAAAAAUGAAUCAUUUAAAAUGGAUAUACGUGUCAAAACAAAUCAAUUAAAAGAUCUUCAACAAGAAUUAAAUUUUAAAAAACAACAUUAUGAAGGACAUAUAAAUGAUUUAUCAACAAAAUUAAAAACUAUAUCUGAUCGUCAUCGAGAAUCAACAACUAUUUUGAAUAAUGAACUUAAAGUAAAAAAAGAACAAGUUGAACAAUUAACACAACAAGUUGAACAAGUUAUUAAUGAAAAAAUUUCAUUUGAAAAUGAACGAAAUGAUUUAGAACGACAAUGUCGUGUAAAAGAUACAAUAACAGCUGAUUUAGAAGCACAAAUUCGUAAUUUAGACCGACAAUUAACAGCAAAUAAUCAUCCAAUUAUUCCUAUAGAAUCAACUGUAUCAAAAAUUGAAUAUGAAAAACUUGAUCAAGAAUUAAAUUCAACACGAAAACGACUUGAUGUUAUUAUGACUGAAAUUAAUGUAAAAGAUGCAUUAAAUAAUAAACUUGAACAAGAUCUUCGUUUAUUAAAAAAAUUUCAUGAUGAACAAUUCGAACAACAUGUUCAAACUUCUUCAUCAGAUGCUGAACAAUUACGUACAGAAAUUCGAACAUUAAAACGUCUUUGUGAAGAAAAAGCAGAUGAAUUUCAUAAAAAAUGUUUGGAAUUACGUACAUGUCAAGAAAAUUUAUCUAUUGAACAUAAUAAAAAUAAUACAUAUGAAUAUGAACAACAACAAUUACGUAAUCUUCUUCAAAUUUCUAAUCAACAAUUAGAAGAAAUUCGUAAUAAUUUAGAAGAAAAAACAUUAAAAAAUGAAGAAUUUGAACAAAUAAUAAAUGAAUUAAAUUCAAAUAAUAAUCUUCUUGAAACAAAACUAAUUGAAACAAUGACAUCAAUUGAUUUACGUAAUAAAACAAUAAUUGAUUAUGAACAACAAAUAGAUAAAAUAAAAAAUGAUUUAUUAAUUAAAACAAAAGAAAUUUUUGAUAAACAAACUCAUAUUAAUCAAUUAGAACAAAAUCUUAUUGAUAAAACAGCUGAAGUUGCACAAUUAAAUGAAACACUUGAAACUGAUCUUGUUAAAAAUCAACAUAGAGAAAAAUUUGCUGAAGAUCAUGCAACAAAAGCAUUAAGUGAUAUUAAAAUUUUACAAAGAGAACUUCGACAUUUAUCUGAAUCAUUAGUUGAACGUGAACGUACAAAUAAAACACUUAAUGAACAAAUUCAACAAUUAACAAAUGAAUUUCGUUUAAAACAUGAUGAAUUUCAACAAAUACAAAAAUCAUUAAAUAAACAAUUAACAAUUAAACAAGAACAAAUUAUACGUUAUGAUCAAAAUCUUCAUGAAACAGAAAUAAAAUGUAAAUAUGCCAAAGAAGAAUGUUUAAUACAAGAAAAAGAAAUUGUUCGUCUUAAUAAUCUUCAAGAUGAACAAACUAAUAAAAUUAAAAUUUUACAACAAGAUUUAAAUAAACUUCAAGAACAGGUAUUUAUCAUUUUAAUUAUUAUCUAA
Molecule: messenger RNA, 2163 nt
Organism: Rotaria sp. Silwood2
Lineage: Eukaryota; Metazoa; Rotifera; Eurotatoria; Philodinida; Philodinidae
Source: the annotation of a GenBank genome assembly